Choloepus didactylus (southern two-toed sloth) is the source of this 7437-nucleotide messenger RNA. RefSeq names its product zinc finger protein 613-like. Lineage: Eukaryota; Metazoa; Chordata; Mammalia; Pilosa; Megalonychidae. Gene Ontology annotation, biological process: regulation of DNA-templated transcription. The record is from RefSeq and is a predicted model, not a curated record.
CGGCCGAGGGCGGUGAUUUUUGAGGCUCCUGUGGAGGGAGGCUGAAGUUUGGGCCCCAGCCACUGUGUUCUCUCUUAGGUAGUGCUGCGUCCCGGCUGUUCCGCCGCCGCGGGGGGUUCUGGGACACGCCGUUCAAACCCUUCCGGCCAUCUUUCCACGCGCGGGAGUCUGACCUGGGGCUGCGCGCAGGUGGAGCUGGGCUCCCGGGCAUCACCGACCAAGGGCUGCUGGGAGUGCCGGGGGCCGUGCGUGAGGGAAUGGGCUUUGGUGGAUCGAUUCCGACCCCUUCCAGAGGCUCGGGCCGGGUGGGAUGGCGGCAGGUUCCUCUGGCUGCGCGUCUUGGGCGAGCAGCGGCCCCACGGAUCCCGUCGGCGUCCGGGAGGCGUUUGCCCAAGUUUCUCCCGCCCUGGGGAUCCGGAUGGAUUCUGUUUUGGGGGCUGGGAGGAGACGUUCGGUAAAGGUCCCACUGAACCCCGACUCUCACGAACCUCCCCUCCUGAGCCCCACAGAAAACUUCUGAGGUUUCUGUGAGAUUUAUGGCGUGUCCUGUUCGAGCUUCUUACCAACUGCGUCGCCAUAAGCGGAAAACUUCUGAAACAUUUUCCGUGCAGUGAUUUGAGGACUAAGCAAGCAACUUCUAAAUUUAUAUUAUUAUGUUUUAUUAUUUACAAAUAAUGGCUGUUAUAUUUUUCCUUCCCAGUGCCUAUACUUUUUUGCUUCCUUUUCUUGACCUAGUGUACGGACUAAACUCUCCAGUAUAAUGUUGAAGGGAAGUGGUAUUAGCAGACAUUCUUUGCUCCUCCUAGUUGUGUGUGCGUGUGUGUGUGUGUGUGUGUGUGUACGCGCGCGCGCCUUUCCCCGCCCCCCCCCCCCUUUCCAGGUUCAUUUAAUUGGUUUCUGCAGAUUGAGAUUUUUCCACCCCACCCAGAUAACGUUUAUUUCCAGGUCACUGACAUUUUUCUACAGCCCUUUGGAGCUGCAUAGCAAAGUGUGUUGGUGAGGGCAGGGAGCUAGGUGAUAUUAUUUAGCCUUUAUCUCUGUGAAACUACCAAAAAUACUGCUUAGACUCUUAACAAGCCUUUCUCUUAGAAAAGGGCAUCGAAUGCCAGGCUGAUUCCGCUGCAUUGUGCUGUGCUGGUUCUCCUUUGUUACCUCACCUUUCACAUCCAUGUUACCUUUAUUUCACAGAAGAAAAGCAUAUCUCCCCCAUAUUCAAGAUAUUAUAUUUUAUAAUCCCAAGGUUAAAAGCCUCUGGGGCAUCAAACAGCAGGACAGUUAGAAAUAUUGGAGGCCUUGACUUAAGGUGAUUGCCCAGAAGGACUGACAAAAUCUGGGCUCAGAGGGAAUGUAUCACUGAAAAUAAAUUUGCUCUUCGGUCUACAAGGUCCUGGCUGCACAGGAUCAAGAGAGAUCAAGUGAAAGAAGUAGGAGGAGGAUGCAGGACUUGGAUAUCAUCAUUUCAUGGGACACCCUUUACUGAACACAGAAUUCUGAACAGAAAUUUAGGGCAGAUCCAGUAGAGACUAAAAAGAAAAUAUCCCAGUUACUGCUCAUUUCCCAAGAACAGAAGAAAAUGACCAAGACCCAGGAAUCAUUGACAUUUGAUGAUGUGGCUGUGGAGUUCACCUGGGAGGAGUGGCAGCUACUGGGCCCUGCUCAGAAGGACCUGUACUGGGACGUGAUGUUGGAGAACCAUAGCAACCUGGUGUCACUGGGGUAUCAAGCUAGAAAAUUGUAUGUACUCCUCAGGUGGGAACAAGGAGAACAACCAUGGAUAGUAGUUGAAAUCCAUAGUCAAAUCCAUCCAGAAAUUGAGAGAGUUGAUGAUCUGCCAGAGUAUUCACAAAAUCAAAGAAUGCUAAAGAGAAUGGAACAAUGCUAUGAACAUAAUGCAUUUGGAAAUACUGUUCAACAGAACAAAACUUAUUGUCCUUUAAGACUAAAUCAUGAUAUGUUUGAUUUAUAUGGAAAAAUAUUGAAAUCAUAUUUAGGUUUAGUCAAUCAGAACAGAAGGUCUUUAAUAAAGGAGACUGCUGAGUUUAAUGGAAAUGGGAAACCCUUUCUCCAUGAUAACCAUGAGCAAAGUCAUACAAAUGGAAAUGGAAAACCCUUUCUCCAUGAUAACCAUGAGCAAAGUCGUACUGAAAAUAAAUUCCUUGAAAGUAGAAAAACAACCAGCACUAAGUCACAACUCCUUAACCAGCAGAAAACUUACAAAAUAGAGAAAACCCAUGAAUGUAUUGAAUGUGGGAAAGCUUUCACCAAGAAGUCUUGGCUCACUGAACAUAAGAGAAUUCAUACAGGAGAUAAACCCCAUGGAUGCAGUAUAUGUGGAAAAACCUUCUCCAAGAAGUUCAAGCUAACUGAACAUCAGAGAAUUCAUACAGGAGAGAAACCCCAUGGAUGCAAUGAAUGUGGGAAAGCCUUCACCAGUAAAUCUCAGCUUACUGAACAUCAGAAAAUUCAUACAGGAAAGAAACCCCAUGUAUGCAGCAUAUGUGGGAAAACCUUCCUCAAGAAAUGUCAGCUUACGAACCAUCAGAGAAUUCAUGCAGGAGAGAAACCCGAUGGAUGCAAUGAGUAUAUGAAAGCCUUCACCACUAAAUCUCAGCUUACUGAACAUCAGAAAACCCAUACAGGAAAGAAACCCCAUGUAUGCAACAUACAUGGGAAAACCUUCCUCAAGAACUGUCAGCUUAAUGAGCAUCAGAACAUGCAUACAGGAAAGAAACCUCACAAAUGCUGUAUAUGUGGGAAAGCAUUCUCCAGCAAGUCCUGCAUAGUGGAACAUCAGAAAAUUCACAAAGGAGAGAAGCCCCAUGUAUGCAGUCAAUGUGGGAAAGGCUUCCUCACAAAUUCUAGCUUGCUGAACAUCAGAACACUCACAGGAAAGAAACCUCAUGUAUGCAGUAUUUGUGGGAAAGCCUUCAUCAUGAAAUCUCAGCUUACUGAACAUCAGAAUGCUCAUACAGGAAAGAAACCCCAUGAAUGCAGUCUAUGUGGGAAAGCAUUCUCCAGAAACUUCAACCUAACUGAACGCCAGAGAACUCAUACAGGAGAGAAACCAUAUGAAUGUACUGUAUGUGGCAAAGCUUUCUACAGGAAGAGAGAACUCAUUGUACAUCAGAGAAAAGAAAGAGGAGAGAAACCCCAUGGAUGCAGUGAGUGUGGGAAAGAUUUCACCAAAAAAUCACAGCUCACUGUACAUCAGAAGCUCACACAGGAGAAAAAUCAUUUAUGAUGCAGUGAUUGCAGAAAAAACUUCAUUCCAAAGGGCAGUCUUGACUGUACAUCAACAAAACAACUAUAGAGAGAAAUGCUAUGGAUGCACUGAGUAUGUGAAAGCCUUCAGCUAAAGGCUUGCCUCAUAACAUCUCACAGGUUUCAGACAGGAGGAACUCCUUUUGAGUGUGGUUAAUGUGGAAAGUUCUCUUCACAGAAUUCAGAUCUCAAGACAUCAGAGAAUUCACAGAGGAGAGAAACCCUAUGAGUGCAGUGACUGUAUGAAACCUUUCACUAGAAAGAUAGUACUCAUUGUGCAUCAAAGCACUCAUACGGGACAGAGACCCUAUGACUGCAAGGACUGUGGGAAACUUUCUUCCACCUUUCCUUGUUAACUAUAAGAGAAUACAUGCAAGAGAAAAAAUACAUAGAUUGAGUGCAUUUGGAAGAUCCUUCCACAGAGUCAGUUUAUUGUCAUCUAGUGAUCUCAUGCAGGGGAAAAGCCCUCUCAGUACAGUGACUUUGCAAGUGCCUUUGCUGGCAGCUCAGACUUCAUUAAAUAUUAGCAGGCUCCCAGCAGAGAGGAAUGUAGCCCAGGCAUUUUGCAAUGGUCUGUUGCCAGAUUUGCUUGCAGGAGCUACCAGUUUGCCCAGGAGAGAAACCUUAUGCAAGUGAUAGUGCCUUCAGUGAUCAGUUACAUCUCAUUUUAUGUCACAAAAGCACAAAGGAAAGCUCACACACAUUGUCCUUGGGGCAAACAGAUUAUCAGUUAUUUGCUGCCUAGGCCUGGCCAGAAAAUAGAGACAGCCCCUACCAGGAGGCUGGGUGGUGGGUCGACAGCCUUUGCUGCCAAAGCCAUUAGGAAACAACCCCAUGAAAGUAAGGCACCCCAUUCUGAGCUGCCUUAAAUAGAGAAGACUGCAUCCCAAGCACAUGUUACUCCUUUAUCAAGGCCUGGGAUAGGGGACACCUGUCUGCUGUUCCCUGGUUGCCCUGCCCAGCUUGAGGACCUAUAAGUAAUAAACUCUUAAACUUCUCAUUGUGACUGUCAUUGAAGACACACCUGUGAUCAGACCUUAUAGAGCUAUGGAAACUUCCCUCAAGGAACCUCUUGGAGGCCUCACCCCUGCCACCAGCAAGCUGUUUGGCCACCAACUUCCCACAGAACGAGUGAGAGACAUGAUAAAAUGGUAAAGCCUUGAGCAAGAAUUUCUAGAUGAGCAAUUGUUCAGUAUGAAUGUUGAGAUGGGAAAGCCUUCUGUGGGAAGAUAGACAUUGUCAUCAGUACGCAUCAUAAAUUAGUGAGCUCAUGGUAGAAAUAUAAUGACUGUGGAAAAACUCUAGCUCUCACUAGGUGCCAGAGAGUUCACAUUGGGGAGAAACUCAGAAAGCAGUGACUGUGCAGGGUUUUCAGUGGUACAUUAUGCCACAUGAUUUGUCACAUGAAAUCAUAGAAAUAAAACUGUGAGCACACUGUGAAGCAUGUAGCAGAAGAAAGAAGCCCAGUGAACAUGGGCAAUGUUAGGGAGCUUUUCUGUUCCAUGUCCAACCUCAUUUUACCUCAGUUAAUAUACUUGAUGUACAUUUGUUGGAUGGGUUACCUUGAACCGUAUUCCUAGUUGGCUGUGUUAAUGAUUCCAUAACUUGAAAUGACGUAUACUCCACACCACUGGUUUUAAAGUUAUCACAAUAUAAUAACUUGACCCAUUUUUUCCCAUUGUCUUCCUUGUUCACCUGGUAUCAUAAUAUUAGUUCUUGCAUUUUUUUGACUCUAAACUUAUUUUAAGAUUAUUUCAGACAAUUAAAUUCCUUCCAAAAGAAGCAAAUAUAUUAAGUUCAUGAAUGUAAUUUAAUGUGUUUGGGAGUGUUUAACUUAAAUUUAUAAAUGGGACCAAGCAUUAUACAAUAUCACCUUCACUGUGAUUUCAGUUUCUCUACCAAAAACAGUAGGGAAAUAUGGUCUGCAAAAUGGAAAGCCCAAGAAUAAUUAGUCAUUUAACCUCAUAAAUUAAAUGUGAAAAUACAUCCUAACACAGCUUUCUUGGGAAUUUUUUUAAAACAUGACAAGAAAAAUCAACAUGAUAGUCACUUUGAACACAAAUUAAGAUAACUCUACUUGGUUCCUUCCUAGCUCCCCCUUUCCCUCAUUCAAAUUAUUAUUUUUUGAGUCCUUGAGCUACCCAGUUAUAGACUCCUGAAUAACAAGCCACCUGCACGCUUCUCCAUGGGGUAGUUUCCUGCCUAAUACUAUCCUUGGCCUCAUUGAUGGAACCACCUCACCAUUCUUUCUGGUAUCUGUUCCCAUUAUGUCUCAAACCAGUAGGACUCAGAGGUUGUCUUACAUGUCCUGGUAGCAUCUGAGGAAGAAAAGAUUAGUUUUUCAUAGACGAGUCAACAUUGGCUGGUUUCUCCUCUAUAGAGAGCUGAACAGACCACAUAGGAACAGGAAUAGGUGAAGGGGCUCUGGAAGAGUCAACUCACUCUAGUCUUAGAGCAGAAUACUAUAGGCCUUGGACCAAACUAUUUUCAGAGACUAAUCAGUGUAAUUAUUGAAGUGUGGUCUGGUGGACUGUCAGUAGGGCCUGGCACAAAACUGAGGCCAGCAUAAGGUUCAGGGUCAGGCCAAGUCUGCUGCUGGAAAACUAUGAUUUGAAUAAGGGCACCAAUUGGGUCACAGAAGCCAGGGGUGGCAGGCUGACAACAGAUUGGGUAUCUUAGUGGAAUUCUAAACAGAAUGAUUGCAUGGUGGUGAUGAUGUAUUUCUGUUUUCCUUUUUAAAAAGUUAUACGUGAUGCAAAAUAAUUUAGAGACACUUAGAACAUUUCCACUGGUUUCUUGAUGACUUUGACAAUGAAUAUGGAAUAUAUACGGAUCUUGAGUCAUGUACAAUCAUUAUUCCACAUUUCAGCUUUCAAACAAAGCAUAUUAUGACAAAUAUCAAAUCCCUCAACCAAAGCACCUGAGCAUAAGGACUUGAGUGUAAGUUAUAGAAUGUAAGAAUUAUACUGUAAGCUUCGUGAGGACAAGGAUCUUAUUUGUCUUGUUCACCUAUACUAGAUGUCUAGAAAAUUGACAUAGAGUAAGCUCUGAGUACACACUAUUCAGAUGACCAAAUCUCAUCUAAUAUGCAGUCUGGUCUUGUUGAAAACAAAGCAAGAGUCGAAAAGAUCAAACUGUUUCCAGGUAACUUAAAUGUAUUCCAGAACAAAGCUCAAGGAUAUAGGCAUACAAAAUAUCCAGCUACCCUCACACAUUGUAUCACACCCACUCACCCCUCUGUAAAAUUCAUAGUGUAUAGUGAGUUUGCCAAACUGCUAUGUCAGAAGGAACAGUCCCCACAAGACUGCCCUCAGUUCAGUCACCAGCCACAAGUUCAGGGGUUCCUAGGAUCACUUUCACUUCAGACCAGCUGGCCACAAAGAUAGGGGUUCCCAUGACCAUUCUUAGGGUUAAUAAAUCACAGGAAUGAAAGAAUUCAAUCAUGAAAGUGCUAUACUUAUGAUGAUAGUUUAUUUUAAGAGAAAGGGUACUUAUUAAACCAGCCAAAGGAAGAGAUGCAGAGGGUGAAGCCUACAAGGGUUCCAAAUGCAAAGUUUCCAUCAUCCUCAGUUCUGUAUCUUGAUUUUGUUGGUGGUUACACAAAUGUAUGCAUGUGAUAAAAAAUUGCAUAGAGAUAUACACACACUUAUGUGCACAAGUGCAUGUGAAACUGGUGACAUCUGAAUAUAUUCUGUGGAUUAAAUCCAUAUCAUUUUCCUGGUUUUUGUAUUUUACUAUUUUUCUGUAAAGGUGUUAACAUUAGGCAAGCUGAGUAAAGACUCCAUGGGACCUUUGUAUUAUUUUUGCAACUUUUUGUGAACCUGUAAUUAUUUCAAAAGAAAAAGUUUUUACAAAGUGUAAAAAAAAGGUGAUUUCCAGUCUUAAGUUAUUCUCAGUGACUUAAAAACUCUUAUAUUUGGUCAGUGGGCCUACCCUCAUUGACAUGUCUGUACACUAGUCUGUUAAUUUUCUUUAUAUUUAUUUCUGAUAGUUGAGUUUUUUAGUUAAUGUGCUUUCUCAUAGUGCAUUUUAAUACACAUUUUCUUCUAGAUAGGUUCUGUUGUUUAUACACCCACCAGAAGUGUAUGGAAAUGAAAAUUUCCUGGCACAUGGAAAUUCUGGUUUUGCUACUGUUUUAAAUUUGUCAAUAUUUACCAACAUGGUAUUUUAUUCGGA